Messenger RNA from Cornus florida, 1410 nucleotides. RefSeq names its product putative UPF0481 protein At3g02645. NCBI's taxonomy places the organism in Eukaryota, Viridiplantae, Streptophyta, Magnoliopsida, Cornales, Cornaceae. The transcript has a single exon. The coding region runs from base 1 to 1410 and encodes 469 amino acids. The record is from RefSeq and is a predicted model, not a curated record.
AUGGCAGCAUCAAUGGAAGCGGGGCUUUUGAAUUCCAUACAGCAAAAGAUUUCUCACAACACUGAAAGCACACAGGCCCUAGAGAAUUUCGGGUGGUCGGUGCCAAGGAUUCCGGUCAUGCACAGGGUCCCGGAUGUUCUUCGUCGACAAAAGCAAAAGCAACAUGUGUACAGUCCUACCACAGUAUCAAUCGGGCCUAUUCACAAUAUUGGGGCGGAACCACAUUUGCAAGAAAUGGAGGAGAUCAAGUUGAGCUACAUGCAUAUGCUUUUUAAUCGAUGCGGUCAAGCAAAAUUUAAGCAAGCACAGAAAGAUUGUGUGGAUGCUAUGGGAGCGAUGGAAGGCGAUGUCCAGAAAUGCUUUGCAGAAGUCAAACUAGACAAAAAUCCAAGGCUUGCAGAAAUAAUUCUUAUUGAUGGUUGCUUCUUAAUUGAGCUUUUUUUCAGGAAUUAUCGAAAGGAACAAGACCCCAUUUUGUGGAACCCUUUCAAGUACUACGCGGUCCAACGCGACUUGCUACUACUCGAGAACCAGAUUCCUUUCUUUGUUCUUGAAAAAUUGUUCGAGCUCUUGGUGAAAUAUAUCGAGGUGGUUGAGGGAAAACCCAAUCCUAGCAGUGUUAAUGAAUGUGUUAUUUCAUUCUUUGCAGGUAUGAUGGGCUUAGAGAUUAAUAAUGCUCCAACAGAAGAUAGGUAUAACAGAACUCCUUCUGAUAUACUUACCAACAAAAGAGAAGCAAAAGUUAGAACUCCUCAUCAUAUACUUCAUCUUUUACACACGUGCUAUGUGCCUUGUAUUUACGAAGAAGAAUGGAAGACAUGGGAGCAAAGAAACAAAGAGGUUCCAGGGUUCAAAUAUGCUGCAACACAACUCGACAUUGCAGGUGUCAAGUUGCAGGCACGUGAAAAAACAAACCUAUUCAAAUUGAAAUUUACUACUCCUCGUCAUUGUUUUUGUUUGUGGCGAAAAGGUCAGUUUGAAAUCCCACCUUUCACCAUUGACGAAUCCACCGAGCCACUCUUGAGAAACCUCAUUGCUUUUGAGCAAUGCAACCCGGGGUUUCUAAGUUUCUUCACAUCCCAUGCUUUCCUCAUGGAUAUCCUCAUUGACACCGAGGAUGAUGUUAAAUUGCUUGAAGAAGUAGGAAUCAUAAGUAACUGUUCGGGUUCCAGGGAAGCCGUGUUACAAAUCUUCAACGACAUUUGCAAGAAUGCUGUUCCACGAUAUUUUCUGUACGCUGAUCUAUGGAAGAAUGUGAAGGAUUUCUGCACGCCAAGGCGAGUAGGUUUUCGAAAGUUGAUACGGUAUUAUUUUGGUAAUAUAUGGAUACGAGUAUCAGUCAUUGGUGCCAUUCUCCUUUUUAUCCUCACUUUUUUGCAGACCUUCUUCACCAUAGCAUCAUCCACAUGA